AGGGAGCAGUUGAAUACUCCUUUUUCGUUUUUCUGAAAUAAUCACAGCAGUGGGUUAAUAUCAAAGGAUAUAAUUAGUAUAUGGAGAAGUUGAGAGUUCUGGGUCACUUGUUUGUGACGAUUUUUCUUUACUUCUUCGGAAGCUCCACUGUGGCUCCUGCCAUUACAGAUGUGACUAUGACGGCUCUUUGCCCUGGUCGUGAUGAGUGUUCUUUUGCCAUUUAUCUCACUGGGUUUCAACAAGCGAUCACAGGACUGGGAAUGGUGGUGAUGACCCCAGUGAUAGGGAAUCUUUCCGACAAGUACGGCAGAAAAUCCCUCCUCACACUUCCAUUGACACUCAACAUUAUUCCACUAGUAAUACUGGCGUAUAACAGGACAACCAAUUUCUUUUACGCAUAUUAUGUCAUGAAGACUUUAACGGCAAUGGUAUGCGAGGGCAGUACCAACUGUCUGGCCCUUGCAUAUGUGGCUGACCACAUAUCGGAUCAAGGGCGAGCAUCAGCAUUUGGAAUUAUGUCUGGUGUUGUUUCAGCAGCUUUUGUUUGUGGAACUUUAGCAUCUCGUUUCCUCCCCACUGCUUCAACAUUUCAGGUUGCUGCAUUGGCAUCCAUGACUGCAGCCGUAUAUAUGAGAGUUUUCCUGGAGGAAAGCUUGCCACAUGAGGAUAGUCUGAGGCAGCCUAUUUUGAAAGGUGGACCGGAUAUCGAAAAGAAUGGCGAGGCCCCAAAAAGGACACAGGUUUCUAAGACGUUUCCGACGAUGAAGGACUUAAUUAGCUUGCUCAAGAGCAGUAAAACAUUUUCAGAAGCAGCAACUGUUUCCUUCUUCAAUAGUCUUGCGGAGGGCGGGUUCCAAGCUUCGUUAAUGUAUUUCUUAAAGGCUCGUUUUCAUUUCAACAAAGACCAGUUUGCUGAUCUUAUGCUAAUUCUUGGGGUUGCAGGAGCCAUUUCACAGCUGCUUUUCCUGCCCCUGCUUGCUCCCAUUGUUGGAGAGACAAAGUUGCUCUGUAUAGGGCUUUUCGUAGGAUGUAUAAAUACGUUUGUUUACAGCAUAUCAUGGUCAGCUUGGGUAGUUUAUGCCGCCUCAAUUUUUUCCGUUUUUUCUGUUUUUGCAUACCCAACAGUACGUAGCAUUGCAUCAAAACAAGUGGGGUCCGAUGAGCAGGGGAAGGCUCAAGGAUGUCUUUCAGGGAUAAGUUCUUUAGCUAGCAUUAUUUCUCCAUUUAUUUUCAGUCCUCUAACAGCUUUGUUCUUAUCAGAAAGAGCACCGUUUUAUUUCCCUGGUUUCAGUAUCAUGUGCAUUGGCCUUGCCAUGACGAUUGCCUUCAUCCAAGGUACUAUGAUUAAAACCGUCCCUCCUUUAUCAAGUCAGACAACCAACAACAACAGCAGCAGCAGCAGCAGCAGCAGCAGCGUGGAAGAUCAGUGAUGAGGAAAUGAAGUAUCUAUAUCGAGCCUAGAAUUUG
Morus notabilis is the source of this 1467-nucleotide messenger RNA. RefSeq names its product hippocampus abundant transcript-like protein 1. NCBI's taxonomy places the organism in Eukaryota, Viridiplantae, Streptophyta, Magnoliopsida, Rosales, Moraceae. Bases 81 to 1430 code for a protein of 449 amino acids. Gene Ontology annotation, molecular function: transmembrane transporter activity. The record is from RefSeq and is a predicted model, not a curated record. The transcript is spliced from 14 exons. Gene Ontology annotation, biological process: transmembrane transport.